Messenger RNA from Coregonus clupeaformis (lake whitefish), 3114 nucleotides. RefSeq names its product stearoyl-CoA desaturase 5. Lineage: Eukaryota; Metazoa; Chordata; Actinopteri; Salmoniformes; Salmonidae. The transcript has 5 exons. The record is from RefSeq and is a predicted model, not a curated record. Gene Ontology annotation, biological process: lipid metabolic process. The coding region runs from base 194 to 1234 and encodes 346 amino acids. Gene Ontology annotation, molecular function: oxidoreductase activity, acting on paired donors, with oxidation of a pair of donors resulting in the reduction of molecular oxygen to two molecules of water.
CGCACUUCCUCAUCCUCACUGACAGAGGAAGGCGAGAGAUUCAGUGUGUGUGAGCUUUUACCUGGAAAUGUAUGCAUUUUUGCUACAUCGUUUAUGUGACUUUAUAUUUUCCACUGAGGUAACUUCGUUUUAGCCUAGUCGGACUGAUCAUAGACCAUAUUCCCACAUUGCUCAUUGUUCUGUGCCUGUGGAGAUGGUGAGUGUUCCGGACGCAGGUGUUCUUCAGGAUGGGAAGACUGUAGUCGAGGAGCCAAUAGGACCUGAGGACUGGAGCGAGAUGGCGAUGGAAGCUCGGUGUCAGGCUGGAGAUGAGAAGGCUGACCGUUGGCGGACUCUGGGAAUCGUCUGGAGAAACGUUAUCCUCAUGGCCCUUCUGCACAUCGGAGCGGUGUAUUCCAUCCUUGUUAUCCCCAGAGCGAGGCCCCUUACCUGGGUCUGGUCCUACGUGUGUUUCAUCGUGACAGCCCUGGGGGUGACAGCAGGGGCCCAUCGGCUGUGGAGCCACCGCUCCUACAGGGCCAAGCUUCCUCUCAGAGUCUUCCUCGCAGCUGCCAACUCCAUGGCCUUCCAGAAUGACAUAUAUGAGUGGGCGAGAGACCACCGCGUGCACCACAAGUUCUCAGAGACGGAUGCAGACCCCCACAAUGCAACACGAGGCUUUUUCUUCGCUCACAUUGGCUGGCUGUUUGUGCGUAAACACCGUGAUGUCAUCGAGAAGGGAAAGAAGCUGGACGUCACUGACCUCUUGGCUGACCCCGUGGUCCAGUUCCAGAGAAGGUACUACAAGACCUCAGUCCUGAUCAUGUGCUUCUUGGUUCCCACCGUGGUACCCUGGUACUUUUGGGGUGAGACGCUGUGGAACUCCUACUUCCUAGCAUCCAUCUUGCGUUACACCGUCUCGCUCAACGUCACCUGGCUGGUGAACAGCGCCGCCCACAUGUACGGGAACCGACCGUACGACCAGAACAUCAGCCCCCGCGAGAACCGCUGGGUCACCUUCGGAGCCAUCGGUGAGGGUUUCCAUAACUUCCACCAUACUUUCCCCUUUGACUACUCUACCAGUGAGUUCGGCCUGCGUUUCAACCCCACCACCUGUUUUAUCGAUCUCAUGUGCUGGAUGGGCCUAGCCAGCAACCGCAAGAAAGCCUCAGUGGAAAUAAUACAGUCCAGGAAACUAAGGACAGGGGAUGGGAGCUACGGAGCAGUCAACAGUACACAAGAGAAAGAAGCAUGAGUGGUGGUUCUCACUGAACCAAGUUGUGGUUGAGAAGUCCAUGAUGAAGACAUCAAUAUAUUCUUAUACCGCCACUGGAUUAUGAUUUCUCAUCAUGUUUUGUCUGCUAUGUUUUGUACUUUGUUCUUUUGGAGCCCCGAAUUGCAGAUUAUGUUCUGAUCCCCGAAUUGCAGAUUAUGUUCUGACACAAAGGUGUCGUUUUUGACUCACUGGUUAGUUAAUUCAAGGUUUAAUCUGGAAUCCAAGACAACCAGACACCUUUUGAAAUCAGAAAAUCUAAUCCUAGCAUUGUUACUUACCUUUUGCAUGAGCUUCCACAAGCCAGGCUCUGCAGUACAUUACCCUGUGGAGAAGGGUUUCUUCUGCAGGAGGACCAGGUGGUGAGACAUUAUAAAAGAUCACUCCUGCGUUCAGGAUACACAUGCUGUUUAUUGUGAACAUUUUGGUUGUCGUGUCUUGAAAAAGGUCACAGGCCGAAACGUGGACAGUAAAUGUCAGUCACAUGCAGAGGUAAUGGUGUAUGGGAGUUAACGUUAAUAUGUUUAGACAUGUUUACCAGAACGUGAUGUAAGGGAGAGAGGAGAGGUCCCUAGUUUCCUGUUCAUGGUCCCUGGUGUGUUCCCUCUAGCGUGGAAACUCACGUCACCUGUACCAAGUAGCCCCACCCCCUCCAAUCCUUCAUCACGUUGAGAUGUCCUUAGGCGGUGUGAAAUAGGGCUGCUGGUUACGGAACGUUUAUUUUAUUCCCUUGCCUUACCAUCAAUCAGAAUGUUUCGCCUGUGAUGUAUAACUUGUCUGUUUCACUCCAAGUUCAGCUUGUCUGUGAGACAGAAUAAAGCAACGUCUUAAGUAGAUGUCUGAGAAGUAGAUAGAUGACUGAGGAGUCAGACUGAGUGGAUGAGUAAUACUGGUCUUUGACUGAUUCAGUCUUUAAUAAUAAUAUUUCAACUCUAUGCUUUCAGAGAAUCUUAACGGACUGUGGAAGAAGUGGUGGGUAGAUAUUCAAUAUAUCAGUCAAAGCAGGGACAUACUGUAGCUUCCAUGGUGAUGAAUUAGUCAUUUAGAAACGUUCACAGGAAACUUUAUGCUUAUCUACUCACGACGCUGAAAGUUAAUUCUCCAUAUUUACAUCAGCUUGGAACAAGUUGACAAGUUGACAUAAUGGGGCUAGAUUGAGAAGAUACGUGUGCUUGGAUUAUUCUCAGCAACUAUUUGUUUUUAUCCAACUCUUUAUGCUGCAUACUGAUAUAAUACAAUAUAAUUAUAUAAUUAUUGCAUGUUAAUAUGGUUUUCCUCUUUUAAAUCAGUUUGGUUCCCCCUGUUUGAAUAGCACACCACACCACUACUCUCUGGUAUACAACAGAAGUCUGCCUGUCAUUAUGUACUUUAUAGUGGGAGUAAUUCAGAUUUUAAUUCAAUACAAGACGGAACAUGAGAAAAAGAUAUGCGGUAUGAGAGCAUGUACCAAACUUUGAUCUAUCCCUUUGAUUAAUUGAUUACACUAUUAUUAUGUGUAAUGAGAGAUAACAUUGCCAUAGUGCUUCUAUUACUACUCUACUGUACUUUAUAAUAUCGUUGAGAGUUGAGCUUGUGUGUUAUAUGCUUGUUUUCCUCUCCCAGUUGUGGAAUGACUGUAUUUGUUUGUAUUCGGUACCUGUCUUGUGUGGGUUUUAUACUGUGUCGAUAUCAAUAGCCUAUAUAUUUCUGGUUUAGUUCUUAUUGGACACACACAUACACACACACAGUCGUGAUUAACCAAGCUUGUGGGGAGACACAGUUGAUUCCCAGUCAAAAAUUAUAUUUUCUCUAACCCCUAACUCUAAACCUAACCCUAACCCUAACCUUAACCUGAAAACCUAACCUUAACCCUAAACCUAACU